AUGUCUGCUAGAUUGAAUGAUAUUAAGGACCACUUGACUGGGGGAGCUCAUCCAGCUUCUUCAACUGAUACUACUCCUGACGACGUGGUGAUUGUUGCCGCUAACAGAACCGCCAUUGCCAAGGGGUUCAAGGGGUCUCUUAAGGAUGUUAAUACAGACUACAUACUGCUCCAGUUUUUGCUACAGCUAGUGGCGUCGUUCCCCAGUGAGAUCAGGGACCACUUGGAUCUCAUUGGAGAGGUGGCCUGUGGGAACGUCCUCAACACUGGCGCUGGAGCCACGGAACACAGGGCCGCCUGUCUCGCGGCCGGUAUUCCGUACACUACGCCCUUUGUCGCCGUCAACAGACAGUGUUCGUCAGGGCUCACGGCGGUGAACGAUAUUGCUAACAAGAUCAAAGUGGGACAAAUCGACAUUGGGUUGGCGCUUGGAGUCGAAUCGAUGACGCAAAACUACAAAAACAUUAACUCGCUGGGCACAAUCUCAGACGAGUUGAAGACGGACAAGAGGGCCAACAAGUGUCUGAUCCCGAUGGGAUUCACAAACGAAAAUAUUGCACAGAAAUGGUCCAUCGACAGAGCCAAGCAGGACAAGUUUGCCUCCGAAUCCUACAAUAAGGCCGAAAGGGCAUCGAAAACGGGCCUGUUCAAGGAGGAAAUCUUACCCAUACCGCUACCAUCGGGUAAAAUGUUCGAUACGGACGAGGGUCCCAGGCCUAAUGUCACAAGCGACAGCCUGGGCCAGCUGAGACCCGCAUUUAUCAAGGAUAAAGGUACCACAACCGCCGGUAACGCCUCACAGGUAUCAGACGGAGCUGCCGGAGUUCUGCUGGCUCGGAGAUCUAUCGCGGAGAAGUUGAACUUACCAAUCAUGGGUCGCUACGUUGCGUUCCAAGUCGUAGGAGUCCCCCCAGAAGUGAUGGGUGUGGGACCAGCAUUCGCCAUCCCAAGAGUUUUGAAAGACGCUCACUUGAAUGUCUCAGAAAUCGACAUAUUUGAGAUCAACGAGGCCUUUGCCGCACAGGCUCUGUUCUGCAUCGAGAAACUUGGUAUCAACCCCAGUAAGGUAAACCCACGUGGUGGAGCAAUCGCACUGGGGCACCCGUUGGGGUGCACAGGAGCCAGACAGAUCGCAACAAUAUUGCACGAGUUGCAGCCCAACCAAAUUGGCGUUGUUAGCAUGUGCAUUGGCACCGGGAUGGGGGCAGCUGCAGUUUUUAUCAAAGAGUGA
Molecule: messenger RNA, 1230 nt
Organism: Huiozyma naganishii CBS 8797
Lineage: Eukaryota; Fungi; Ascomycota; Saccharomycetes; Saccharomycetales; Saccharomycetaceae
Gene: POT1
Product: acetyl-CoA C-acyltransferase
Exons: 1
Coding region: 1-1230 (409 amino acids)
Biological process (GO): phenylacetate catabolic process; fatty acid beta-oxidation
Cellular component (GO): peroxisome
Molecular function (GO): acetyl-CoA C-acyltransferase activity
Source: RefSeq, a predicted model, not a curated record